Messenger RNA from Galendromus occidentalis (western predatory mite), 1142 nucleotides. Its product is annotated as ubiquitin-like protein 4A. Gene Ontology annotation, cellular component: BAT3 complex. NCBI's taxonomy places the organism in Eukaryota, Metazoa, Arthropoda, Arachnida, Mesostigmata, Phytoseiidae. The coding region runs from base 316 to 786 and encodes 156 amino acids. The record is from RefSeq and is a predicted model, not a curated record. Gene Ontology annotation, biological process: tail-anchored membrane protein insertion into ER membrane; post-translational protein targeting to endoplasmic reticulum membrane. The transcript is spliced from 4 exons. Gene Ontology annotation, molecular function: protein-folding chaperone binding.
AUACCAAAUCGGUGCAACUUUACCCCCCGUUCUUUUUGUACGCUUUUCCUAUAGACUUAACGUACGUACAAUUGUACGCGAUCUUAAGCAUACGUACAACCGUACGAAGGUACGCCGUACAAAGCGUAGAACCGUACAGACCGAAUUUCAUGUCUAUUAAGCCGUCACGGCUAGACACAGAACACAGAGCAACAUUGCUGCUCCUGCAGCCAACAGUUUCACACAGGCGGAGACACAUUGGCUUCGAGAAGUUCGAGAGAGACCCGAAUGUGGGCAUAAGUCGCGUGGAGUGAGUCUGUACUAGCGCUCGAAGCCAUGCAGAUCACUGUGAAAAUCCUCGGUGGUCAGGAAUGUUCUCUGGAGGUGACAUCAUCCAUGCUGAUAACGGAUUUGAAGAAAGAACUUUCGGUGCGAAUGAAUAUACCGGUGGAGAGUCAGAAGCUCGUAUUCAAAGGAAAAACGAUGCUGGACGCUUCCAAAGUGGGGGAACACACUCUUGAAGAGGGAGCGAAGGUUCAUCUGGUUGUCAGUAAGGCACCAGUCGCCGGAUCGUCUUCGGCAUCUAGUAAUAAUGCAUCAAGCACAACUCACGAGCCGGAAUUCUGGGCGAUCCUUAAUGAACUUCUGUCUAAGCAUUUCGCUCCAGAAGACGUGGAAAAAAUUAUCAAGGAGUACCGAGCGGAUCUCGAAGGUGGACUACAGUCCUUAAAUCUGGACGACAUCGAGCGCAUGGCUCAUGGAAUCGUUGAGGGUCAACCGCAAGCUGCAUCAAACCAAGCAGUGUAAAAUAAGCUUAUUUUCAAAUGUCAACCUUGUACAUACAGUCUUUCGUGAAUUUUCUUCCGGCGAAAGCUGAUCUUAGGGAAGCCUAUAGGGGAAAAUCGAUUGUUGUAAAGAAAAACCCCGGGAAGCGCUUGGAGUGAUCACCGCAACGAAUAAGUCUUGCAACAUCUGCGUAUACCGGUAUCGAGUGAAUUAUGGAAUGAUUGAAGCUACGCGUCUCUAAAUGUAGAAGAUCCGUGUAAAGAAGUGAGUCGACUCGAAUGAGCUGAUUCGCGGGCCACCGGAUGAAGGUGAGCCCAGUCACAUCGUCGGGCACAACGAGGCUGAAAGGCGCUGAGAAAGGAAUAAACCACUCCUUU